Molecule: messenger RNA, 4279 nt
Organism: Branchiostoma belcheri (Belcher's lancelet)
Lineage: Eukaryota; Metazoa; Chordata; Leptocardii; Amphioxiformes; Branchiostomatidae
Product: chondroitin sulfate synthase 1-like
Exons: 4
Coding region: 183-2546 (787 amino acids)
Cellular component (GO): Golgi cisterna membrane
Molecular function (GO): glucuronosyl-N-acetylgalactosaminyl-proteoglycan 4-beta-N-acetylgalactosaminyltransferase activity
Source: RefSeq, a predicted model, not a curated record
UGUUGUGCAUGUGACGUCAUGAAUAAACAAGAUGGCGGCCGAACUGGUGAACCUGCAGCUUCGGUCAGGCUGAGUUCCUCACUAAUGUCGAUCUUUCUGUCUACAGAGAGGACCAUCUGCCCACCAAGACAUGUAGUCGUCAGCGGAGCGGUGUGUUGGGCCUGCUGACGAACCCGAGAGUGAUGCUGUGGACGCGGCGGGCCGGCAUGACGGCGCGAGCCCGGAUGGUGGUCGGGCUGUGUGCGGGACUGUUCCUGGGGUUCACGCUCGCCAGCUGGCUGGUGGUGCAGAGGGCCGACCCGCCGAGGGGAGGAGGGAGUCUCGGGGCGCGGGUGGGCUGCAGACGGGACCCCACGGCCGCAGAGCUGCUGUCCAGCGGGGCGGGCGACCCGGGGGGACCCGCCAGCACGCCCAAGAGGGAGUCCGCCGGCCCCGAGCGGGGCAAGAAUUUUGUGUACGUCGGGGUGAUGACGGCCAAAAAAUACCUGGACUCGCGCGCCGUGGCGGCAUACGAGACCUGGCAGCAGCAUAUACCCGGCAAGGUCGAAUUCUACUCCGCUUACGAUCCGGACGGCUUGUCUCAGGGGGGGUUCACCCGCGUGAACAUCCCGGGGGUUGACGACGCCUACCCCCCUCAGAAGAAGUCCUUCCUCAUGCUGAAGUACAUGCACGACCAUUACCUGGACCAGUACGAGUGGUUCAUGCGUGCGGAUGAUGAUGUCUACAUCAAGGGGGACAAACUGGAAAAGUUCCUCAGAUCCGUCAACUCUUCCCGGCCGCUGUACAUCGGACAGACCGGACUGGGCAGCGCCGAGGAGUUGGGCCGUCUGUCGCUGGACGCGGGCGAGAAUUUCUGCAUGGGGGGUCCCGGGAUGCUGAUGAGCAGGGAGACACUGCGGAGGAUGGUACCCAACAUCUCCUGGUGUCUCAAGCAUCUCUACACCUCGCACGAAGAUGUCGAGAUCGGGCGCUGCAUCCACAAGUUUGCCGGAGUGUCCUGUACCUGGGCGUACGAGAGCCAACAGCUGUUCUUCAACGACUACAAGAAUGACAAGAAGGGGCGUAUCGAGAACCUGCACACGGUGGGGGUGCACCGCGCCAUCACCCUGCACCCCAACAAACACCCGUCCUACCAGUACCGCCUGCACACCUACCUCCUCAGUCAGCGCCUACAGAACCUGAGACAGCGGACACUCACCAUGCACAGACAGGUCCGGAGCAUGACCCAGCUGUUGCAGGAGGACACAGUGGCAGGGCCAGACACACGGCUGGGCGAGGUGCCGUCCCUCAUGCACGUCCCUCCGCGCGAGGCCGCCGAGGUGCUGACCUGGCAGUACCUGAACAACAGGCAGGUGUACGAGGCCAAGGACCUGCAACCCAGGCAGGGAAUCCCCAAGGCACUGAGGGCAGGUCUGGACGACAUCAUCAUGCAGAUGAUGGAGAUGAUCAACCGCCACUCUCGGACGCGCGGCCGUAUCAUCGACUACAAGGACAUCCAGUACGGGUACUGGCGCGUGAACCCCAUGUACGGGGCGGAGUACGUUCUGGACCUGCUGCUGCUCUACCGCAAACACAAGGGCAAGAAGAUCAACGUUCCCGUGCGCAGACACGCGUACCUACAGCAGGCCUUCAGCCGGGUCCAGUUCACGGAGGAGGAGACAAUCAGCCAACCUGCCCGGGGGCAUGUGCAACAGCACCACCUGGUAGAUAAGAGCAGAACUGCAGAGCUUAGCAGUAUUGACACUGAAACGGUGCACUUCAUCGUCCCCCUCGUGGGGAGGCUGCAGACUCUCAAACAGUUUCUGGAGAAUUACGAGAGAACUUGCUUGAGAACAAAGGAGAAGGUAAAACUGUUGAUCGUUCUAUUCAAGAGCAGACACAAACAACUAGACCAAAGUUCCGACAUCCAGAAUCUGGUGGGGCGGUAUCAGAACAUGUAUCCCACCGCCUACCUAAGAAUAUUGUUUGUAGCGGGAGAGUUUUCCCGAGGACUGGGAUUGGAACUCGGUGUCUCCCAGUUCACCAACACCUCCCUGCUGUUCUUUUGCGACGUAGACCUGGUAUUCCAGCAGUCUUUGCUGCAGCGGAUACGAGCUAAGACCGUUCUCGGCCGACAGGCCUACUACCCUAUAGUGUUCAGCCAAUACGACCCUAGUGUUGUACACGGGAACUCCUCCCUUUCUGUCAGGAACAAUUUCCUGCUCACCAAAGACACCGGGUACUGGCGAAGCUUCGGCUUCGGCAUCGUGUCGCUGUAUGCCGCGGAUUUCACGCGGGUGGGGCAGUUUGACACGUCCAUCCAGGGCUGGGGGAUGGAGGACGUCGAUCUCUUUAACAAGUUCGUGCGCAGCGACAUCAAGACUUUCCGCGUAAAAGACCCCGGGGUGGUCCACGUGUUCCACUCGGUGGCCUGCGACUCCCACCUGGAGGAAAAGCAAUAUCAGAUGUGCCUGGGCACAAAGGCGGGCACGUACGGCAGCACCGCCAGACUCUCCAGACUAUGGUUAGACAGACAUCCGCCACACAGACCUGACGACAGGCGGUAGCAUUAGCUGUACACUGUACACACAGCUCAGUUCCCCGGUGCAGCAACCUCAGGAGAUAGACAAACACAGCAAUGUGGAACCAUGUCUUUAUAUUAGGUCAUGUUCAUCAGAAUUCUAACUUACAGUGUCACUGCCUCUUUUCAUCUCUACGUUGGAGCUGUGGAUUUCUAUUGUCAGACAGCUCCCUACAUCUGUACUAUAUCGGUAGUCAAAUAAAUAUCCUCACAACUCCAGCUGAGCAAGGCCACGAUUCCACGAAACUGAACCAUUUUGCAAUUGUUUGCUCUUACCAAUACUGCUUCUAGUGUGUACAACCAUCUAUGCCAUGUCAUCUCUAGUUGCCAUGUUCAAUCGACAUGUAGUUUUUAGAGUGAAAUGCAGCCAACAGCCAAAAUUCUGUGUUGCCACAAAAAUGUAUGUCAUCCAGAAAAAAGCAAGGACCAGUGAACAAACCUACAGGUUGAUAGACUUGUUUUUUCUCUAUUUCUUGGGAAGAUUUUGGAUUCAAUCAUUGCCUGUCAAGCUCUUGCUUUCAUAUUGUACAGAAAACCAAUAAUUGUACCUAAUUAAGACUCCUUAUGCAAGUAUACUACACAUACUCAUUUUGUAUUGUUCAUUGCCCGUUGUUGCUUGUUGAAUGCAUUGUUUACGAAUAUGAAGCUAUGAAAUGUUAGCAAAGUAGUUGCUAAGUUACAAUAUAUCAAUAUCAUCAUACUUACACAGACAUCUACUCCAGUGUCCAUUAGCAAAACAUUAGGCAUAGUUUAUAACAUAACAGCUACCUCAUCAACUGGUCCAGUGGGAAAAGUACAGUUUCAGGUUAGUUUCUAAGUACUUAAGAAUUCUCCAGGUACAGUGGAAAUGGAUAGUGUUAGAUUUUUAGCUGAUAAACAUCUUAUAGGUACAGGAAUGUUGCAAAAAUAGGGCUUGGUUCGCGAUUUAUGUGUAAAAAAUCAAUUUGCGUCUUAAAUUUCCCUUUAAAAGACCAGGAACAUUAAUUUUAUAAAUCAUGGUUGGGCAUAUUGGUUUUCAACUGUUGUAGGAUCUGUCUAGGAACAAAUCGGUGAUCAUCGACAGUAAAAAUUGUCACAGUAACUGUGUACAUGAAACAUUGCAUACUUCGCAUACAAACUCACUCAGCGGUCGCUUUCUCACACCCGUAGUCACUGCUGCAUUGGGGAACUGUGCUGUUGAUUUCGGAUGUAAUUUAUUGCUGCAUUAUGUGUACAGUAGAUUGUAAAUUUGAUAAUUAUUGAGUUUCUUUUUGGUGAUUCCAUAUCGAAUUAAUCAUUUUAAUUGUACGAAUAAAAAAAAUGAUAAUUAUAGGUACUGCUGAUAAUUUCAACCAAUUGCAAUGAUAUUGGCAGUGACGGUAUCAACUGUUUUUUAUAUUUCCCUGGGGUUUGUAUCUAUUCACAUUUAGGCUAUGCUUUUGUGCCAUGGAUUCUUGGUGGACAUGUCAUGUUCUUGCCCUCGCAUUGUCGUCAUAGGUUGGAUAACAAAAUGUUAAACGUAGUGAUAGAGGCUGUUGUACUUGGAAUUUUUGAGUCGCGUAGCCUAAAUCAGAAUAAAUAAGUACCGGAGGCGGAUGGUGAAGAAUUGCACAUUGCUGGAUAUUAGUGUUAUGAUUAUGAUAGGAUAUUAAAGGUAGAACCAGGGAUGGGGAGAAUUAUGGGUAUAUGAUAUCGAUGAGACCAACUGUUUAAACACAAUAAAACUUUUUAAAGACUUGA